Messenger RNA from Paramecium sonneborni, 503 nucleotides. The record is from the annotation of a GenBank genome assembly. Lineage: Eukaryota; Ciliophora; Oligohymenophorea; Peniculida; Parameciidae.
AUGUAUUUAUUAAGGGAAAUUGUUGAAGGAGUACAUAAUCCUAUAGGUUCAAUUGAAUAAUUAAAGAAAUCAGUAAUUAGUGAGAUUAAUAAAUAACACUAUUAUACACACAGACGUUCACUUUCUACUUAAGAAACUCCAUUUACUGUUGUUAGCAUUAAGAAACCAAAAUCUCAAUUAAAUACUAUAGAAUUAGCUCCCGUAAUAAAUAAAACUAGAUUUAUUCCUAAUUCCACAUUAUAAUUCAUUGUGAAAUAGUAAAAAAAUAAGUCUUUGUAAUUUAAAUAAAAGAUUUAUUCUCAAGAGUACAAAGAAAAGAGUAAUUAUGUCUAAGGCAGAAGGAGAUUCAAUAAAAAUGUUGAAAGUCUUAAACUAAAUAAUUAACGAUUUAGAUUGAGUGUAAGUGAAUAAUCAUAAUAAUUGAAUAAACUUCUUGAAAGUAGAUUGUCGCGUAUGUUGAGAUAUAACAAUAACAAUUAUGAUAAUUAUUUAUAAUGAGUGGA